Rhagoletis pomonella (apple maggot) is the source of this 3989-nucleotide messenger RNA. RefSeq names its product protein argonaute-2. Gene Ontology annotation, molecular function: RNA binding; protein binding. NCBI's taxonomy places the organism in Eukaryota, Metazoa, Arthropoda, Insecta, Diptera, Tephritidae. The record is from RefSeq and is a predicted model, not a curated record.
ACCUAUCUACAUAUUUUUGUAAAAAUCUUCGGACGUAAAAAAGAGCACGUACAGAAAGCGUAAAAUAUUAAAUUUGUUAAAUAAGGUACGAAAUCUAAAAAACUAUAUAUCUUGAACAAAGAGGUUUGCACAAAUCAAGAUCACAUCUAAAGCGAGCUAGAAGCUAGGAAUAAAAUAUGGGAAAAAAGAAUAAGAACAAACAGGGUAAGGGAGAAGGUGCUGGAGGAUCAGCUUCAGGUGGGCCUGCGCAGCCACAACAACAACCACUGGCAAAACAGCAGCAACAACCUCAAGGACAACAGGAACAGCGGGCCCAAGGACAACAGCAACAGCGGUCACAAGGACAGCAAGAACCCCGAAGACAAGAGGAACAGCCGCCACAAGGACAGCAACAACCUCGAGGACAACAGCGGCCACAACAACUGCAACAACCCUGGGGACAACAGCAAGAGCGGCCACAAGGACAUCAACAACAGGCACAACAGCAGCAACAACCCUGGGGACAACAGCAACAGAGGCCACAAGGACAGCAACAUCAACAACAGGCACAACAGCAGAAACAACCCUGGAGACAACCACAGGGGCAGCAGCAGCAGCAACAACCUCAAGGACAGCAGCAGCAAAAACCGGGAGGAGAACAACCCUCACAAAAACAGCAACGACGUCAAGGACAACAACAGGGGCAGCAGCCGCAGAAACAGCCUAGAGAACAACAGCAGCAACAAUCUGGAGGAGAACAACAGUCACAAAAACAGCAACGACGACAAGGACCAUCGCAACAUGAGGGGCAAACUGGCAGUGGAAAGGGCCAACAAUGGCAAGGAAAGCAGCAGGCUAGGGAUCAACAACAACAGGAACAACAACAACCAAGGCAAGGAAUGCAGCAGGGAUGGGGGAAAGAACAACAAGUCACUCAACCCCAAAAACCCAUCCUCGGUGCAUGGGGCCGGGGACAACAACAGCCACAAGCUAGUGCAAUGGGUCCUAGUUCUUCAAGUAUACAAGCUCGUGAAUCUAUUCCGAAGCAAGUAGGAGGGCCACCUCCAUCGCAAAGGCAGGCUCCUCAAGCUGCAGCAUCGCAGUCUCAAACUCCAUCACCACAAUAUACUCCACGCCAAAGCAUUUCCAAGUCCUCUUCAACAGCAUCGUUUUCAUCAUCUGUAUCGCAAAAAAGCAUACAGCCUGGUACUUUGGGUAUAAGAGGAGAAGUAGAAACCAACUAUUUGGUUUUGAACUUAGAUAAAAUGCCUGAUGUAGCGUAUCAUUACGACGUCACUAUUACACCGGAUCGCCCCAAAAAAUUCUUCCGAAAUGCUUUCAAGCAGUUCAUAAACACAUUUCUACCCGGUCGUACAGUCGCAUUCGAUGGCGUAAAGAGUUGUUAUAUGGUACAAAAGUUAACAAACCCGGUUUAUGAAGGAGAUGUAAAGAUAGCAGAUUCUGGUAAUAGGGAAAUACAAUUUAGAGUUUCUAUAAAACCAACGGACAAUCCCGAAGUAGAGUUGCGAUCCUUAAAAACAUACCAUAAUGAUCGUGUCUUUGACAAACCAAUGCGGGCCCUACAAUGUAUUGAAGUGGUUUUAGCGAAUGCCUGUCACGACAAAGGAAUACGAGCUGGUCGCUCCUAUUUACGCGACCCCCCUAAAACAAUGGAUCUUGAUGAGGGUUAUGAAUUAUACACUGGAUUAUACCAAGCUGCUAUAUUGGGUGAACAGCCAUAUUUGAAUGUAGACAUUUCACAUAAGUCAUUUCCUAUGCCAUAUGGCCUGACGGAAUAUAUGGAGAAAGUAUUACGAAUUAAUUUACAAGACAGAUUAGAUCCAAGAAGCUUCCAAAGCCUUUGUACUCACUUGCGUAACUUGAAGGUGGUUUAUACCCCACCAGCUGUUUUCGGCGCAGCGCCACGUUCUUAUAAAGUUAACGAUGUUAGUAGGGAGUCCGCAUCCACUUUGUCAUUCACUCUCGAGGGCGGCGAAAAACUGACUGUUCAAAAAUACUUCGAAGGGCGUGGUUACAGAUUGAGAUAUCCUAACUUACCCUGCGUGGUGGCAGGCUCAACAAUUAAGCCCAAUUAUUUGCCGAUUGAGUUAUGUAGCAUUGAAGCAGGCCAAGCCCUCAAGAGAAAAGAUGGCAGCCGUCAAGUUCAAAAAAUGAUCCGCUUUGCUGCCACCUCUACAGAUGAACGCAAGCGGAAAAUUAUGGACAAGCUUCAUUAUUUUAUGCAUAAUACAGAUCAUCUUGUACAAGGCUUCGGCAUUAGAAUUGGCGAUAGAUUUAUAACUGUUCCAAUGAGAUUGCUUAAAGCACCAUCAAUUGAAUAUCGCUCGAGCAAGUUCAUAGAGCCCCGAAACGGAUCUUGGAGAAAUUUACCAUUUUUGCAAACCGGGAUAGCUUCCCAGCAAACCGGUCAUAAAUGGGCUAUCAUAUACUCGCCGUCAAGGUUCCUAAGACAUGCCACUUUACAGGAUUUGUCAAGCAUGUUAUAUAAUAGCGCCAAGCGUAUGAAUAUUAACUUGGAUGAGAAGAGAGAUAUACAGGAAACCAAAAAUAUUGUUCAGACUCUGGAAGAAUAUAAAAGGAAAAAUUAUGACUUGGUUGUAGUUGUUAUUCCUGGCUAUGGCACCACGUAUGCUGAUAUAAAACAAAAAGCGGAAUUAGUUUGCGGUCUUUUGACGCAGUGUAUCAAAGAGCAGACUUUAAAUCGUGGUGUAAACGAUCAGUUGGUAUCGAAUUUAUUGUUGAAAGUGAAUUCAAAACUAAACGGAGCCAAUCACAAAAUCGCGGCUAAUAAUCACGUUGUGCUUGACCAUGCAAUGUUCUUGGGUGCUGAUGUCACUCAUCCAUCACCCGAUCAACGUAACAUACCGAGUGUGGUAGGCGUAGCCGCCUCACAUGACCUCAAUGGAGCUUGUUACAACAUGCAAUACCGUUUACAAGAGUCAACAAAAGAAGAGAUCGUUGACAUGCAAAGCAUCAUCCGUCAUCACCUAAAAGUGUAUUUCCAAAAGCAGAAUCGUUAUCCCAAUUAUAUUAUCUACUAUCGCGAUGGUGUAUCUGAUGGCCAGUUCCAAAAGGUCGAAAUACUUGAGCUAGGAGCUAUACGGGCCGUAUGCAAGGAACUACGUAUUUCACCUAAAAUCACUUGCGUUAUAGUGGUCAAACGCCAUCAUACACGUUUCUUUCCUACAAAGCCGACUGGUGACAAAUGGAACAACGUUCUGCCCGGCACAGUGGUAGAUCAAAAGAUUGUGCACCCGGGCGAGACGCAGUUCUUUAUGGUGAGCCAUCAAUCCAUUCAAGGGACUGCAAAGCCCACUCGCUAUAAUGUGAUUGUGGACGAUGCAAAAAUGACAAUGGAUGAUUUACAAAAGAUGACCAACAACUUAUGUUAUAUGUUUCCGCGGUGUAAUCGAGCAGUUUCUUAUCCGGCACCAGCUUACCUGGCCCAUUUGGUUGCAGCUCGUGGCCGUGUUUAUAUCGAAGGACCACCAUUAAGGCGAACAUUGCGUGAGGAGUACAACAAACGCUUGAUCAAUGAGAAUUUCAUGAAUACAACACCAAUGUUCUUUGUUUGAAUGGAAAAGAAAAUAGUAAUUUCAUUUAUACGACUAUACUAUAAUAUUUUAAUCAUAUGCAUUAUCCUAUUUUUAUUGUAAAGAAAAGUCAUUGCUAACUGAGGACGAAUAUGGCAAAUGUCCUAAUCUUGCAAAAGGCACCCUCGCUAAGCAAAAAGCAUUUUUUUACAUUUCAAAUGUUAUGUUUUCAACUAUAUUCUGCUGAAUUGGCGAAAAUAUGCAAAAGCAAAAUUCAUCCAGUUAAACUUAAAAAUUGUUUUUGGAAAAAAUAUUGCGAAUUCCUUGGUAAUAAAUAAAACAUACAUUUGAAAACAGAUUCUUAACCUCUAUAUCCAAUAAUCCACAUAAACAUAUGUAUUAAAUAUCUGUCAUGUUAUAUCUAAAGCACCUGUAAUAAAUUUACCGAGUGCUGUA